Molecule: messenger RNA, 4233 nt
Organism: Leptosia nina
Lineage: Eukaryota; Metazoa; Arthropoda; Insecta; Lepidoptera; Pieridae
Source: the annotation of a GenBank genome assembly
AUGGCGUCACAGCGGCCGGAACCUCUAUCAGAUGACUUCUUAUUCUCGAUGUCGUCGAGCACAGAGAAUAGAUUAUCGUACGCGUCUAGUCCAGAGAGCGAUUUGGAAGUGAGCCCACCAGCGCCGAGGCUCGUGAAGUCUUCAUCUGAUCCAUCAAUAGCCACCACGCAAGACAAUAUGGAUCGUGAUGAAGAGAUGAACCAUAUGGCCGACGCUGUCCCACCACCAUAUACGCAAAGCGGAUACGACAGCAAAUAUGGAUUUUCAUCCAACACAAAUGGUCCUUCGAGCAACGGCGCCAGUCACAACCCCCACUUGCCUCCAGCCAAUGAAGUACCGCCGUACCAGUGUAACCCUAUGUCACAGUCUCCACCUCACUCGCCCUUGUAUGGAACAGUACCAGAAUUGCCACCUCGUACUGCAAACCAGCAGCCAGUGACUCGCCCAGCUGGUGGAGUACUCCUGCCCGCACCACCACCUGGCAGACCUCCACAUUCACUUCGACAUAAUCCAACUAGCCGUCCAAGUGCGCAAGAGCGUCUCUUCGGACCUCCAAAGGACGGCAGCGGUGAAGAAAGUGGGACUUACUCAGCGCGCCCGACUAGCAUGGUCAUACAGCCCACGCAGCAGGGCUCACUGGAUAGACACAGGCAACAGACGUCCUACGACGGCACUUCUUAUGACUACGGCAGUAGCAACCAGCACAAUAGUAUGGGUUCCUCUCGCCUACCGCCGAACGCUCCGGACGAUCUCAAAGUUGCGCCUUCCAUUAAAAUGGAGCCACCACCACCGCCGAACCCCACAGCAAUGUCCACACAAAGUCCGCAACGCAACUCCAACUCGCUAGAACACAAUCCACUGGACUAUAGACCACCAGAUAAUACGUACAGUAGGGGUCCGAAUAUUAACGGUGACAACUAUCGGCGCGCGAUGCCGAACGGUGUGCAAAUUGCGCCGGCGCACGCGCGCGGUCCUUCACUGCCUAACGUCACCACUAACGAUCAUAACAAGUACAGCGCAAGAACCAACUCAGUUUCCCAAGCGGACUAUGGGCGAGCGCCGCCCUAUAAACCUGUUCCACCGCCAAAGCCCAAACACUACCGUCCACCAGAUAAUCAUCCUCCCAGAAAUGGGAACAUGGAUCAAAACCCAAUGGUCGGUAUGAUGAGUCCUCCUCGAGCCCCUGGCCCCGGGCCAAUGGGUGGUCCCGGUCCCAUGGGCCCCCCGCCUCACUAUUCUCACUCGCAUUCCCAUUCGCAGCCAGUGCAUCAACCUCCGCAUCCGCACCCACACAACAACUACCAACAGGGUAUGUAUGGUCAGAUGAGCCACCAGCCCCAAUCUCCUCCUUACUCCGGACCACCGUCACACCAUCGAGCUAUCAACUUACCGCAUAAUCCACACCUUAUUGACUUAGCCGGGAGUCGAGAGCAACGAGGUUCUGCCUUCGAGCUUUAUAGAAAGCCCCAACACAUGCACAAUCUAAGCUCAUCCGACGCCAUGAACUCCAGUGCAGAGCCCGACGAAACAUUCUCACCUAAAACUAAAAAGAAAUUAUCCAAAAAACCAUCGUUCAUUAAGAACGCCGUCCUCGAUUUAUUCCGCUCGAAAAGCAAACAAAAAGUGUCUCGACAGAAGUCAUUGUGCGAAAGUGACUUGCAACAGAAGCACGGCCAAGUGCCCAUGUUGCGACGAGAGAAAUCCGACCUAAGCGACCUUUCGAUUCACAUGAGGAACACGCAGAUAAGAAACCAAAUGUUACAGAGAAGUAAUUCGUCCUCUUGUGAAAAACCUGUUUUAAAACCGAUACUUAAAAGGCAAAGUUCAUUCUGCGACGACAGAAAUGGAUCCAUUUGUACAGUUAGAGAUUACGAAGCCAAACCUGUCGUGAAGAGUCUUCGCAGACAGAAUUCUAUGUGCGAAAUAGAAACUGAACCUAAAGUUACCCCAUUGUUACGUAGACAAAACUCUCUCAUAGAAUAUAAUAGGAGAGGCAUUUACGGACAAACACACAGCUUUAAUAUGAUUACCAAAAUAGACCCGAUUUACCAAAGACAGCAACAAAAUAAGCAUGAACCAUUUUACCCGACGCAACCACUACCUCCAGAACCAAUAUACCAAAGCAAGGAUCAUUUGAUUUACGAUCCUAUUCCUAAGCCAAAACGAACUUACUCUUCCAUUUAUGAUACUUCUAGUGAGAACCCCUACGCUAGUAGAUCUGAAGUGUCUAAUCACAGUUACGAGAAUCCAUAUGGAAACCGCGAAACUGUGGCGUUGCCCUUAAUAGAACCCUACGCAACAAGAGCCGAGUGUAUAAGAGAAAAUCCAUACGCGACUAGAAGCGAAGUUAUGGAAAAUCUGUACGCCAUGAAACAAGACAUCCCAAGGAAACCUGAUUCGCUUUGUAAUGAAUCCCCGUACUCUAGUAAAGAGCAAAUGUUAAGGCAGAGAAUGGCUACCGAAAGUCCUUAUGCUACAAAAGAAGACAUGCUCAGGCAGAGGUUUUCGGAGUCGCCUUAUAACACCCGAGAGGAAAUGCUGAGGCAAAGAUCAGAAAGUUCUUUCACAAGUAAAGAACCAAUUUACGGCAAGAGAACAUAUGAACCACCGCCUAGCACGUCUUGGUCUGAAAAUCCGUACGCUAUUAGACCGGAUCGAAGAUUACACACACCUGUCACUUAUCCCGGACGUUCCUCACCUUUAAGUAAGUGUAUGAGUGAACCUCCAUAUAUAAGUAGAACAGAAAUGCUGGCAAGAAUAGGUCCACCGCCUGAAUCGCCAUAUGCCAUACGAUAUGAGAUAAAAUCAAGUUUUUCGGAUUCAAACUAUGCAUCUAGGAAUGAGCUAUUUGAUACAACACCACAAGUGAGACCAGCGUCAGCUGAAUGCACCUAUGUAUCGAAACAAGAGAUUUUAUCUCAAAAGGCCGCCUUACUAGCAAAUAAGGAAUCGACGUAUAGUUUUAAGUUGGAAGAAAAACUAGAAAGCAUAAAGCAAAGAAAUCAAGCUAAAAAAGAAAAGAUAUAUCAGACUAGAUUAGAAGCUAACGAUAGCGACUCUGUUAAAGGACGAGAACCAUUAUAUGUAUCAAAACGUGAUCUAAAGGAUAGCGUAAUAUAUGAAUCAACACAAGAAACAAAAGAAAAUCAACCGGCACACGACCAAGAUAGUCUCAGGAGCAGCCCAUAUGAAUUGGGUGAUGCAAAUCACUUAUCAAGACGAGAACCGGUAUACCAGACAAAAUUGGAAGCAGUUAAUGGUGAGACUGAAACGUUUCAAGAAAUAGAUUUCUCUAAAUUGUAUCUCACCGAAUCUAAAACGGAUUCCGAAAAAGAAAAAACAAAAAGUUUAGAAGCAUCUAUACUAAAAGGAGAAGCGAUGUACGCCCCUAGAUUGCAUGGAAAAGCGGGACAUAUUUCCAAUGCCCUGAAAAUUACUACUUCUCCGGUUCCGUACGAAUCGACGACGUCCAUGGAGACUCAAUAUGCUUCAGAAUGUAGCAUGAAUUUUGAAAAUAAGCCACAGAGCACACCUUACGCGUCACAAGAUCUACAAGAUCGCCAAAAACCGAGCAGAUCUGUUACGUUCUGCGAGAAAAUCGUAGAAAAAAGUCCGGAAAACAGUCAAGACACAUCCGAAAAUACAUCAAAUAGUAGAAACGAUACAACCGUAAUGAGCAAUGAUAAUACUAUAGUUAAAAUAACUUCGGAAUCAGCUGCGGAUAAGUCUGAUGUUAUUGAACCAGACGCACCGCACACAACUUGGGGCAUCUUUGACAGCGAAGGCGGUGUUUUAGAAGACAGGCACUGGGGCGUGUCCCUUAUAAUCCCCCCGAAAGCGAUAGCUCCCGGGAUCAAGCAAAAGAUCUACUUUACGGUGUCAGAUCCGCGAUUGAGUCAGCGCGUCGGAGGACCACCCAUCGACAUGGAUAACGGUAAAGCUUUUGCUACGCACGCGACAUUGAGGAGAGGAGACGACGCGCGUGCUGCCUGCACCCAACGGUCAAAUCGUGAAGCGAUGCUGUCUCCACUAGUGAUGUGCGGGCCUCAAGGCCUCGUAUUCUUACGACCUGUGACGCUCCGCCUGCCGCACUGCGCGAACGCCAUCCCAUCUCUAGGCCUGACAAUCAAAGCUACGGACACGGAGGCCCAUCUUAGUACUGACUGGGACAAUAUUCACUUGCCCGCCACAACUACGCUAAAUACAGUUGCUGUUAAAGUCGACCAUUUCUGA